UUUCAUGGCAACAGUCGGCAGAACAGUUGUGCCGUUUAUAGCGCACUGAGUGCCACGCCGGUAUGUCGUAAUAAUUUGACAGCCUUUUCUUGUAACGAUUAGCAUCUUUAAAUGUCAUUUUAUCUUGUUAGUACAAUAUAAUUAUAAUGCAUAUAGUAAUUUAUGGCACUGUAAAACGUCUUAGCAACUUGCUACAAUAGCUAACUAGCUUUCUAGUUUGCUGCCCAAAGUGUGCUGUCAAAGGCUGCCAGCGGACAACCACCAGCAGUAACAUUAUCUCCACGCUGGAUGUGAAUAACACAAAAAGAGAGCCUGCUGCGCUACAGGAUAAUGAUUAGAAAUGGUACCUUGCCAGACCCAUGUGAUGCUGAAGUGGCAGGAGCACUUGAACAGCUCCUGGGCGGCGGAGGACAGCGUCCUGGCCGCCACCAGGCCCGGAGCCGCCGCCCUCUAUUCCAAACUCCUUCAGAAUAAGGAGGUGGUGGGAUUGGCUCAGCCUGUGCAGGACCUGAUUGGCCCCAGGCUGCCAGACUUUCAGUAUGAGUCCAACGCCCUGGAUGAACGGGAGGGGUACCUGCUGGCCCUCUUGCACAGCCAGCGCUGCCUGGCCCAGCGCAUGUUGACCCGCACGCCCUACGCCGUCUCUCUGCACCACCGGCUUGUGGUUCUUCAGCGCAUCUACUAUGCCCUGCACAGCAAAUACCACAACCGCUUUCACGCUCCGCCUCCACCCCAGGCCACGACCAGCGCCGAGUCUGGGGUCCUGGAACCUGCCUCAGAACCUUGGAUGCCCGGGUCAAGGGUCAAGUCCGGCACCGACGUCCUUAUUGAGAUGGGCGUCAGGACGGGCCUUAGCCUGCUUUUUGCUCUUUUGCAACAGAACUGGCACCAGGCCCGGCUGGACCCCAGCCUGGCCCUGUGCAACGAUGUGCUGACCACCGCGUCCUCCGUCUUGUCUUCACUGCCCCCGCUAUCCUUGGCGAAUGAGAACAAGAUCCCCCCCGUGGGCCUGGACUGCCUGACGCAGGUGGCGGACUUUCUGAAGCGGACGUCCGUGAGCGGCAUGGGCGCAGACCGGGCUGGCCGCCGGCUGGCUCUGGAGCUCCUGCUUGGCUUAGCGGUGCAGAGGGGAUCCCUGCGUUUCAUGCUGGAGUGGAUAGAGGUCGCGCUAGCGGCCUCGGCCUUUGCCUGCUUGGAGUCAUCGGAGCCCCUGGCUGAAGCUGGGAUUGGGCACGAGGUCAUUCUUCAGACGUUGGUCCAAAUGAGGCAGUAUGCGGGUUUCCGUGGUGAUUCAGGGAACAUUCAGUUGCCAAAAAAGGAUGUGGGCGGACACUGCAGUCUCACGCAUGCAACUCUGAGUGUCUUUGAGGAGAUCUGUAACCUCGCGUCGAACUGCCUGUGCUGCUGUAGCACAGGUUCCUCCUCGCCUGGUGUGGAGACGGACGCCGUCAUGGUGUACGUGUGGGGUAGCAACAGCAGUCACCAGCUAGCAGAGGGCACGCUGGAGAAGAUCCUGCAACCGAAGUUGGCGCAGGGCUUUAAUGAUGCCCAAAUGAUCGAAGCAGGUCAGUACUGCACGUUCUCCGUAUCAGCGGACGGCUCAAUCAAAGCCUGCGGGAAGGGCAGCUACGGGAGACUUGGGCUCGGCGAUUCCAACAAUCAGUCAGUGCCGAAGAAACUGGUCCUGGAGCCGCCCCGGAUCAUGCGCAAGGUGUCCUCCUCCAAGGGCUCGGAUGGUCACACGCUGGCUGUGACGGGGGACGGCGAGGUCUUCAGCUGGGGUGAUGGCGAUUAUGGCAAACUGGGCCAUGGAAACAGUGCCACUCAAAAAUACCCCAAAAUAAUCCAAGGCCCAUUACUGGGAAAGGUGGUGGUUUGUGUCUCAGCUGGCUACAGACACAGUGCUGCAGUGACUAAUGAUGGAGAACUGUAUACCUGGGGGGAGGGGGACUUUGGCAGGCUGGGCCACAGUGACAGUCACAGCAGGAACGUGCCGACUCUGGUGAAGGACAUCAGCGGCGUGGGCCAGGUGGCUUGUGGGAGCUCCCACACCGUAGCGGUGGCCCAGGAUGGCCGCACCGUCUGGUCGUUUGGAGGAGGAGACAACGGUAAACUCGGCCAUGGGGAUACGAACCGCGUGUACAGGCCGAAGGUGAUCGAGGCGCUGCAUGGGUUCAUCAUCCGGAAGGUUUGUGCUGGGAGCCAGUCGUCUUUGGCUCUCACCUCUGCAGGACAGGUGUUUGCAUGGGGCUGUGGCUCAUGUUUGGGGCUGGGAUCUUCUGAAACGACGUUGCUGAGACCGAGGGUCAUUGAAGAGCUCAUUGUGACUAAGAUCAUUGACAUUUCCUGUGGUGACAGUCACUGUCUUGCCCUUUCGCAUGAAAAUGAGGUGUACGCUUGGGGUAACAAUGCCAUGGGUCAGUGUGGCCAGGGUCACACCUCCACACCAGUCAACAAGCCCAAGAAGGUGAUUGGUUUGGAGGGCGUGUCGAUUCAGCAAAUCACAGCCGGGACCUCACACAGCCUGGCCUGGACUGCAGUACCUACAGACAGGCAGCUGGUGGCUUGGCACAGACCUUUCUGUGUCGAUCUUGAGGAGAGCACCUUCACGUAUUUGCGCAGUUUCUUAGAGCGUUACUCUGAAGACAUAAACUGCGACAUGCCGCCUGCCCCCUUCCCCUCAAAGAGGGAGCUUCACCAGUUCCUGCUCCUGUGCAUGAAGCUGCUGUCUGUGCACCUUUCUUUGGCCCAUGCGGGUGGAACGGGGGCUGCAGUCCUGGGCUCCCAGGGAAGGCCCCUCCGAAACCUGCUCUUCCGGCUUAUUGACUCCAGCAUUCCCGAUUCCAUACAGCAGGCUGUCAUGAAUACACUGUCCAUGGGGGCAUCCUUGCUGCUGCCCCCUCUCAGGGAGAGGACUGAGCUCCUCCACUCUCUUCUACCUCAAGGCCCUGAGAGCUGGGAGAACCUCUCAAAGGGUCAGCGCUUGCAGUUGGACAUGGUGUUGAGCAGCCUUCAGGACCAGUCACAUGUCGCAUCACUGCUGGGCUACAGCUCUCCGGGAGAAUUCACCGGCGCACUUGUGGCUCCUCAAGGCGAGCGAUCUUCAGGCAGCCCAGACACACACGACCACUUACACCUGGCGGAAGUUCUGCUCAAGACUCUACUACUCAGCAUUGGCUUCUACACGGAGCGGGCUUUUGGUGAGCUUGAGAAGAACAGCGACAAGCAGCAGCUGAGCCAAGCACAAAGCCAAACGGAGCCUCCCUCCCACUUCCAUCACCUCCUGUCAGCCAUGCAUAAACAUCUGCUGGCUCACUGCUACAUCCACACCAGCACCAAGGAUGACAGCAGUGUGACAUUGCUCCACAAGCAUCUGUGUCUUCUGUUGCCGUACGCUGCGGAGACCUUCAGGAGGGCCACCAUUCUGUUGGAGGAGAGCUCUCUUGACAAGCAUGUCAUCAAGAAGCUGCACAUGGUGUUAUACGGCUCAGUUGCUGGGAGCCUCCUCUGCCAGAUGAUGCACUCGCUGCUGCUGCUGCCCCUGCAGGUGGUCUGUCCUCUGCUGCCACACUUGCUCUCACUGCUGGAGCACCUGAAUGAACUCAACUGCUUCCUGCCAGACACCGGGCUGCUGGAAGAGCUGGAACUGGAAGGGGCCUCCUCAGAAGCCUCCGAAGGGCCUCCUAUGGGGAUGGGGGCAGAGAGCUGGGUGUGGCUCUUAGAUCUGGAAAGAUCCGUGGCGCUGGUGAUCGGCCGCUGUCUUGGAGGAAUGCUGCAGGGAACCGCACCUUCUGUCCAGGAGAAUUCUGCAGAGUUCUGGCUUCAGAACCCCCUCCUAAGAAACGGCCUGGAGAUGGACCUUCAGCAACUGGAUUUUACCAUGAACUGGCUCACCGAGGCAGUGCUCUCGGGGCACACCGAAACCAAACUGUGUGAGCUUAAUGUGAGUGAGGAGAACGGCAGGCUGAUUGAGCUGGCGCUGGGCGCACCGCGGCAGCCAGCCAGUGGACUCUGGAGGAGGAUGAAGGAGUUCGCGGUCAGCAGAGAGUGGGAUAGCGAUGGUCCGUCAGGAGACUUGCUGCUGGAGGCGGCUUGCCGCUGCAGCCUGGCAGCUCUGCUCAAACACACCGACCUGCAGGAUGAGGCCUUUUGGCAGGACAAAUACGAACCCUGCGAAAUGCUGAUCGAGAUCUAUCAGAUGGUGUAUAAAAUCCGAAGUACUUUACUGUCACACAAGGACUCUCCUGGGAUGAGUGCAAACAUCGGCACACCAUCUGUCACUAAGCAGAGUUCCCUAGUGUCACAGAGUCCCAAUGAAGACAGGAAGGAAGCGUGUGCUGGUGUCGCCCAGGAACGCGCAGUGAGGGACACGGAGACGGAGAGUCCUAGCGUCGUGUCCGAGCACAACCAAGACGAAGUUCCCGAGGAAGACACCCCCCCCAUCAGCAGUAUGUACCUUCCGGAGGUGCUCCAGUGCUUCCUAGCGACUCGUGAAGCCAUGCAGCUCCAGCAGAAUGAGACGGUAUAUGAGUCGUCGGGGACCAGCACUCUCCCAAGCAGCACCGAUAGUCCCGGGACCCCCGAGCGGGAGCCUCCACACCAGUACUGGGACCGGAAGCAGGGUUUGGAGGACGGCCUCUCGUUUCCUGCCGCCUGCCACCUGGUGGUGUCCCGCUGCGUUUUCCUGCUUCUUGGGGUGCGGGCGGCUUGGCAGGAGCUAGACGAGCCCCAAGACACGCAAGUCAGAAACGCUGGAUCUCGGAAAUCGGAAGCACAAUACAUGCUCAGCCCAAAGACAGAUUUUGGUCCCACCUCGGAAACUAGAAGACAAUGGGAAAAAGAAGUGCCACAACAGUCAAGAAAUGUAUCUGGCUGUGUUAACACGAUGGGCCUACCACUCUGCUCCUUGGGUAUCAUGAAGGAUGCCUGGGAAAGGCUGCGGCAGUGCAUCAGUCCCACCACCCCACUCUGUCAGGGAAGCGGCUCCCCCGUGCUCGUUCAGGUCUUCCACUUCCUGUGUGGAAGCCUCCUCAAGAUGCCCUCGCUAAUGGAGCAGGACACAGUGCACCAUGCUGACCCAAAGGCUAUCACGCAAGCCAUGACACAGCAGCAGCAGAGGGCUGAGGAACGCCUGGAGGCUCUGUGUCAGAUCUCCUCCUUUCUGUCUGAAAUGGAGCAGAAGAGCAGUUGCUCGCUGGUGCCCCCUCGCUUCCCAGGGCUGUUGCAGUCUGUUCAGCUCCAAUUUGUUGCAGGUUGCUUUGGCUUGGGCAUGCCCACAACCAGCAGCCCGUUAGACAGCAAUGAGAAAGUUCAUCACUACAACUCAGGUACGCAGUCUGCGCAGACAUCAACACAGAGGCAGCUUCAAGCUGCAGCUCACACUCUCUACCAGCAGGUGGUCCGUUUGCUGAGGCAUAAAGUGCUAAUAGAGAAGGAACAAACAGGAUCCUAUCAGCCUUUACUUCUGGCAAUAAUAUAUGCACUGAAUUUCAACUACCAGUCCUUGGACCUGGAUGUCAUUCUGAAGUGUGGUAUUCUCGACGUGUUGUCCUCGCUGACAGACAACGCUUGUGUUCUGAUGAACCAACGCUGGUUAGCUGCCUCUGUGUCUGGACAGAUGCUGCUAAGUGGGGCGGUUAAACUGGCUAGUGCCAGGUUGCUGCAGAUACUAGCCAUUGCUGCAAGCUCCUGUGAAGACGCCCUUCCCUGGGAGGUGCUGCAGGCCCUCAUGGACGUCAUGUCUGAGCAACUGCAGGGCCUCAUGCACAUGGUGCACCAGCAGGAGGCGCUGGAGAGGAGCGCUACAGAUGGCACUGACCUUGGUGCUGAUGGCAAGAAGCCCAAACAGGACAAGGCACAGCUGGCCAGAAAUAGGUGCAUUGUGGAGUCUCAGCUGGCCGACUUUUUGGUGUUUCUGCGACGCAUUGUGUCCCCAAAGGGGACUAAGAGUAUCUCCAUCUUCAUCAAGUGGAUCGAUCCACUCAUGGCCAUCCUAACCUGCAGAAGCCCCUCAGGCUUCCCUCAGUACAGGAACCUGCGGUCCAAGUUGCUCACCUUCCACAUUCUGGAAGCUUUGUUGCCUACCUGUUCUGACCCGGUACAAGUGAAGAAGAUUGUUGAUCAAUUAUUCGGGCUCCUGUCAGAAUGUAUGUGGAAGGAGCCUCUAGCUUUGGAAGCAGCUUCAGAGAAGAAUACUGAGAGUCCCUUGGAGGGAACCGCGAAUGAAGAUGAAUGCAUUCCGAUUGGGGAAUUCUCAUUUGAUCCACACAAACUGAUCUGCUGUUCACUCGAGAGUGGAAACCUGCUUUCGCACGGAUCCGGGGGCAAAGGCUACGGCUUAGCCACGACGUCUAUAACGUCAGGCUGUUUCACCUGGAAGUUCUGCAUUAUGAAGGAGAACAAAGGCAACGAGGGUACCUGUGUUGGGGUAUCGCGCUGGCCCGUCCGGGAUUUUAAUCACCGAACUACAACGGAUAUGUGGCUGUACCGGGCCUACAGUGGAAGCCUGUACCAUGGUGGAGAAUUGGGCAGGGUGUUGCCUUCCUUUACCCAAGGAGAUACCAUUACCUGCAUUCUUGACAUGGAGGCGAGAACCAUUUCCUUUGCAAAGAACAACAAGGAGCCAAAGCUAGCAUUUGAAGGUGUCGAUGCUACAGAGCUCUACCCCUGUGUGCUGUUCUAUAGCAGCAACCCUGGAGAAAAAGUGGCGAUCUGUGAUCUUCAGAUGCGAGGCGUGCCCAACGACCUCCUUCCCGGACAGCCGCUGUGUAGCCCCCGCGCUACCGUUAUGGUGGAGGCCACUGUUCAGCUGCUCAGGCGCUUGCAUCAUUAUGAGAAUUGGACGGCCCACAUAAAUCAGCAUAUGGUGGCCAAGCUGGAACUGAUCGGACCCCUGAUCCAGGACGGAGCCAGGACAGGAACGAACCUCGGUAAGAGACUCCCAGAGGAGAAGCAGAAGGUGCGAGGGGAGCCUGAGGGUGCUCCUGGAAAGAUGGGGGACGUGCCGCUGGGACCGUCGGCCCUGUCCGGCGCACAGCUGGACACGCUGAGCUGCGAGGUGUGGCCAGUGCUGGCCGUGCUGGGCGGUGUUGACAGUGGGCUCCGUGCUGGGGGGCUGUGUGUGCACCGGCCCAGCGGCCGCCGAGCCAUCCUGCUGGGGGUGCUGAAGGAGGGCAGCUCCCUGGCCAAGCUGCAGUGGGAGGAGGCUGACCUCACUAUCAGCUUCCUGAAUUCUUGGUCACCCAGCGACACCCCGCUCUCUUCCCUGGAGCCCACCGGCAUGCCCCCAGUGGACAUAACUCGCCUCAGAGGGCUGAAACCCUCUGUCCUGUUAGACCUGAUGUUUCUCACUGGGAUGCUGCAAGAGCACCAUGGCCAUCAGCCGCACAGGGAGAGCCAUCCGGAGGGCAGCCAGCACAGUGAGCUGGAACGCCAGUUGGAUGAGGACAUCGCUCGCGUCGUGAUGGAUGGGGAGGACGGUGCAGGUCUGAUUGACGGGAAGUGCAGGCAAAGUGCCCCUGUCAAGUGCGACUUCUCUGAAGUGACAGAUUCUCUUAUACCAACCAAAGAUCUCUUUGGGUAUCAGGAAGUCCUCCCUUUGCCGUCUGGGAUGAGCCAACAGGGCAGGGCUGACAUCUUUGCACUAGAGCUGCAUGCCAUCCGAGUCUCCUACCUCUUAUUAGGUGCCUUAAAGUCACUGUCAGUAAUCCUGAGCAGUGGGAAGUUUACCGAUAUACUCCUGCUGUCAAAAGCCGCAGCCCAAGGGAGCCCCAGUGCAGCGAAGAGCAGCGCCAGCAUGGAGGAAUGCGCAGAGCUGAGGCUGGUCCUCCAGUUUGUUGUCCGAAGCAUGGUGAAGUGGGCCGUCCGGACUUGCCCCAUCAAACAGGAAGCAUCACUGGCCGACCUGGAAAGAGCACAAAUUAUGAUCUUCAAAGGGGCUAUAAACAGGCUGCAAGAAGAUUCUGCGACUAAGGAGCCAAAGGAGUCUGCACAUCAUCCUGUCUCUCAGCCCGUGUCCAAGUCUUCGAGCACCAUGUCUUUGUACAGUAAUGGCUCGGAAGGCACCACCAUAUUUUGCCCGUCAAACGGAGCCACUGCAUCGUCUUCCAGUAACGACUUGGCUGCCUCUUUGCUCUCUGCACUGCAAGCUGAUGGUCUGGACAACUUCAACCCAUUUCUCCCAAUCAAUCUCUUACAGCAGAUGGUCUUUGCGCGAUUCCCCACCUUGACUGGCCUGAUGAAUAACCCAGUGUUGCAUCCAGGCUUUAAUGUGGCAAGCUCUCUUUCUUGUGAGGGUUUUACAGAGCCUCAGCCUAUCUUCCUGGAGCCAUCAAGCACCAGGAAUCGAGCAGAAUGUUGUUUUCUCCCUAAAAUUCCAGAGUGUCCUCAAAUGUUUGCCCCGGUACGGUUACUAGAAAUGGGCUUCUCUAUGAGGCAUAUCUACACAGCCAUGGAAACAGCAGGUGUGACUGGGGAGGUGGACUCCCACACCAUUGAAAUGCUGGCCAGUUGGAUGCUGGAGCACCCGCUGAGUGCGGAGCCGCAGACGGAGGAGCCCCCCCCGAGUGCCGGUACCAACAGCCAGUCCCCCGAAGGGCCCCAGACUGUGCAGUGCCCGGAAUCACCAGUCACCGUGCCCUUACCAGAGACGAGUGAGCCUAAUGAAAGCCUCUUAGCUGGCCUAGACUUGGUGGAAAGGGAACACUUCCUGGAUGUGCAUCUGACCAGGAACAGGCCCCCCCCUGCCCGCCGCCAUCGCUCCUGUCUAGGACAGAGGACGUCCUUCAGAAGAGCUGACUCACCCUCGCCCAGUCCAAUCCCCCCACUGUACAGGCAGGACCCUGGGGCUUUGGACUGGACAGAGCGGGCAGAGACGCACCCCUUUGCAGCAGAAGAGGAGUCUGAGCUGGGGUACAUGGAUGACACCUACCAAGAGGAGCCCUAUGAAGAUCUGCUGACCCCCGAGUUCAUCGGCUCGGAGAGGGAUACACUUUGGAUGGUAGAGAGUGGGGCGGAGCACCCGGAGCCUCAUGAGAUGGUGGAAUGUGAGCUGUGCAGCACCCUCACCCUGCAGUUCAACAACCACAUGAAGCGGCAGCAUCCCGGCUGCGGCCAGAGCGCCGGCCGGCGUGGUUACCGUAGCAACGGGGCCUACGUGGACGGCUGGUUCGGUGGAGAGUGCGGCUCCGGCAGCCCCUACUACCUGCUCUGCAGCUCGUGCCGUGAAAAGUACCUGGCUGCCAAUCUGGGUGAGCUGGGCUCCAAGUCAGACAGAAUUAAAAGUGUGGCUUCUGGUUUGAUUGGAAGAUUAGACAGCAUUUCUGAUGACGACUGGGAGCGCGAAGAGUGUGAGACGGACAAGCUGACGGGUCUGGAGGACUUUGGGGUUUUACUGCGACCUCUGGGUCUGAGUGAGAAAAAGCUGACCCCAGACCCCAUCCCCUUCAUAGAGAAUGACCCUCUGGGGGCGCUAGUCACCAGUGCCGUCAGCCACGGCAAGGCAGCUUUCUGUAAAGGAGGCCCUGUUUUUGAACUGAAAAGUUCGGCUGUUAGCCCCAGUUUGGGAGAACAGGCUGCUUCCCUCCGGGAGCCUCAGGACCGAUUGCAGGCCCUGAGACGGGUCACUAUGACGGCACAGAUUUCGCUGGCCUACAGCAUGGUGAUGAACGCCCUUUCUCAGACGUCCUCAAGUACCUCUAGCUGCAGCCAGUCGUGUGGACUGGAAGCCUUGGGCUUAGCAGACAUUCGUAUCCUGGUGCGGUUGAUGUGCUUGGCGGCUGCAGGGCGGGUCCACACCGUCAUGGGCCAGCUGGGCUCGGACACUAGCUUGACAGCGGAGCGAACGGGCUUCGGUUUCCUCACCUUCCUCAGCUCCGCCAUUGGUUGCCUCGUCUCCAGUAGCCCUGUAGCCUACCGCCAGCUGGUGGACAUCUGUACCCAGGAUCUGAUGGCAGCCGCCACUGGUGUGAAUGUUGGGGCGAUUAGUGACCCUCAGCAGAGAAGAUGUCCCAACUCCGCGGCGAAGACAGCCCAACAGGACUGCAAGGAGCCCAUGUCUCCUACGUUUCUGGUUACCCAAAGUCUGGUGUCCUUGUUGUCAGAGAAGGGCGUCCGUUAUCGGUACAGGUCGGAGAGAGUCGAGGCCGAGUCAAAGGACAAUGAAAGUUCAUUGGCUAUGGGCCCUCAACCCUCUCCAACUGUGCCAAGAGUAGGACCCUUGGAGCUGGCAAAUGCCCUUGCCGCUUGCUGCCUGUCAGGCCGAUUGACUAAUUGGCACCGGCAGUGGGCUGCCCAGCAGCUGGUGCAGGCCCUCGCGGCCUCCGAGAGCGACAGCCCUGUGCGGCCGCAAACCUACAGUGACAUGACAGGAGACCUGCGCAAGUGUCCAGUGAAGAAACUAGAGGGACACCAGAGCAGGGUGACGAGCUGCAGCUGGAGCAAUGAGCAAGGGCUGCUGGUGACUGGAGCUCAGGACGGGACAGUCCGAAUCUGGGAUGUCUCACAGACAGCAGCAGAAUUCCACAGUGCUCAUACCAGCAGGGAAACCGACAGCAAAAACUCAGAGAGCACAGGAAAUGUUCAUUGUGUAUCUCCAGUUGGCUGGAGUGCAAGAGGAACCUUUCUUGCUACUUUCCAGAAUAGAUUGGUCAACGUUUGGGCAGUAAAUGGCUCCCAGGCUAAUGUCGCAAUGCAGCCAUCCUGGGUCACAGCCCUGUCCUGGGUGCAAACGUUCACUCCUUACUCCAUUCAGCGUGUGGCCAGCCAGCCCAGUGCUUCAGAAAGCCUGCUGGUGGGCAGGCUCGAUGGCACCCUCUGCUGGCUGGAGGUCACUGAGGAUUUGCAAGUCAAAAGUACAGAGCUGAUCUGUUGUCAGAGAAAAGAAGCACCUCAAUGCAUUGCUUGGCACAGUUUGGACAAGCCUUUUGCUGUAGGGUAUUCGGAUGGAAAGAUCCUGUUGGGUACCGUGGAGCCCAGUGACACAAAACAACCUCUCAUUUUAUCUGCCUUUCCUGAAAGCGUGAGUGGCCUGAAGUGGGACCCUACAGGCCACUUGCUCCUGUCAACGGGGCGCUCGGACGUGGUGAAAGUCUGGGGCCGCGCUGGGAGCUCUUGGCUCGCCCUCUAUUCGCUCUUCCACACCAGCCUUGUCAAUGUGACGGAGUGGUGUCCUCUUCCCGGAACAGGCUCAGAGCCUCAUCUUAUGAUGGCUGUAGGGUGCCAAAAUGGAGUGGUGUGUGUGUGGAUUGUGCCACAAGGGGGCACCAUUGUAUGCAGUCCCAAUGUCUUGAGCAGCACUUCCAGCCAAGAAAAGAUGAGUGAUAUGAAGCGUGGGCACGCAAAGUGUGUGUUCAGACUGAAUGGUCACGUCACCGCGGUAAAGACGCUGUCUUUUUGCCCCACUGGGAUGGCACUCUUGUCUGGAGGGAUUGGGGGGCUUCUGAACAUCUGGUCACUGCAGGAUGGGUCAGUACUGCAGACAGUGGUGACAGGCUUGGGUUCGGUGGUCUCUACCGCCUGGAUAGCGAAUGUGGGAGUCGCUGCUUGCUCGGGGAGGUCUAAGGACGUGCUGCUGAUCCGCUGCUGUCCGGACUGGAUUUCUCAAAACCACGUCCUGGCCACCUGCCGUGUGGUGCUCAGAAGUCAGGGAAUUACAGGAUUAAACCGGGCACCCUGCAUGGCUGUCUUUUUAGAGAGGCUACCUUCACUCCUGCAAGAGCAGUAUAACUACGAGAAGAGUCAUGUGACUGGUGGUGACCAGCUGGUCCACAGUGCCUUCCUGCAGAGCUUGGCCUCGCUUGCAGUCGGCUUGUCCCUGGACCAGUUUCUCUGUCGGCCCCCCACACCCCCCCACCAUACCGGUGCUGAAUCAGGGUCCUGCCCACCCGAGUGGAGCUGGCUGGCGACCUUUGCUACCACUGUCAAGAGCGCCGAAGCCUUAGCCAAGGGAACCAUGUUCCCAGAGUCGUUCGGCGUUCCCGGCUUUCAGCAGAGCGGAAUGACCGAGAUCCCCAGUCCUCUGGAUAACAGUAAGUGGAGCUUCAUGAUGGAUGAACAGCUCAUGUCAUGGGCGACGUCCAGGCCUGAGGACUGGCAACAGGGGGGGAAGAGCGAGGUGUUCCUCUGGGGUAGUGGGCGGCACGGACAGCUGGCUGACGCAGGGACCAACCUGACUGUGCCCACCCUCGCCCCGUCCCUGUCUCAGACACAACAGGUUGUCUGUGGGCAAAAUUGCACUUUUCUUGUCCAAGCAAAUGGGACAGUCAUGGCUGUUGGAGAAGGUAGUUAUGGACGACUGGGUCAAGGAAAUUCAGAUGAUCUGUAUACCCCUACUAUCAUCUCUGCCUUACAAGGAUAUGUGGUGACCCAGCUGGCCACUUCCUGCGGGUCGGAUGGUCAUUCCCUAGCCCUUACCGAGACAGGGGAGGUCUUCAGCUGGGGAGAUGGGGACUACGGCAAGCUCGGGCAUGGAAACACUGAGCGGCAGAGAAGGCCCAAGCAAAUCGAAGCACUCCAAGGAGAGGAAGUAGUGCAGCUUGCUUGUGGAUUCAAGCAUUCAGCUGUAGUCACAGCAGAUGGGAAGCUUUUUACAUUUGGGAGUGGAGAUUAUGGGCGCUUGGGUCAAAGGUCAACAUCAAACAAAAUGUUGCCAGAGAGGGUGAUGGCGCUAGAAACUUGCAGCGUAGGGCAGGUUUCCUGUGGUGUCAACCACACUUUGGUGCUGUCCUCAGAUGGCAUGACCAUCUGGGCCUUUGGAGAUGGAGAUUAUGGAAAACUUGGCACUGGACCUUGCACUAUGAAGUGCUAUCCUCAGAAAAUCGACCACAUUUGCAACAAAGGCAUGAAGAAAGUAGCUUGUGGAACCCAGUUUUCUGUUGCCCUGGCGAUGGAUGGAUGUGUAUAUACCUUUGGACAAGAAAGACUUAUAGGUCUCCCGCACUCACUGCUGAAGAACCACAAUCGUCCUCAGGUUGUUCCGGCUCUGGAGGGAGUAUUUGUGGAAGACAUUGCUGUUGGCUCGGAGCAUGUCCUGGCUCUUUCCUCCACUGGAGAUGUCUAUGCCUGGGGCUGCAACUGUGAAGGACAGCUUGGUCUGGGCCACUCAAACCCAGUGAAGGAGCCCAUGCUCGUCACAGCUCUGCAAGGCAAGAACAUCCGGCAGAUCUCGGCAGGCCGGUGCCACAGUGCAGCCUGGACCACACCAUCUCCCACUUCCAAAACCCCAGGUGCUUUACUCACCGUCCAGCUGGGCCUGCCUAAGUCGAUCCCCCCCCAGUACAAUGCCCUUAAGGACUGCAGCCCUGACGUGCUCGGUGCUCGCCUCAGGGUCCUCUACCAUUUCUCUGACCUGAUGUACAAGUCGUGGCGACUUUUAAACCUCAACCCCAGAAGCCAGGUGCCUGCUUCACGCUACAGUUUGGGGACCUCCUCCAUUGUGCAGGGGCAGCUCCGGGGCCUGCUGUCCCCCAAAGUGAACACGCUGCCCUUGGUCAGGUCCAUCGGAAGGACCAUGACACAGGGCAAGACCUACGGACCUCAAAUAACCGUCAAGAGAAUAUCUGCUAGGGGGCGCUCCAGCAAGCCAAUCUUUGUGCAAAUUGCCAGGCAGGUGGUAAGCCUGAACCCGUUGGAGCUUAGGCUGCCAUCCCGUGCUUGGAAGGUGAAGCUAAUUGGGGAAGGGGCAGAUGAUGCAGGUGGGGUAUUUGAUGACACCAUUACAGAAAUGUGCCAGGAGUUGCAGUCUGGGGUUGUGGAUCUUCUCAUUCACACUCCUAACACAUCUGCAGAUAUGGGCAGCAACACAGACAGGUUUCUGCUAAACCCAGCCGCUGUCUCCGAGGAUCACAUGGUCCAGUUUCGAUUUCUGGGCAUCCUGAUGGCAGUGGCGAUUCGCACCAAGAAGCCGUUGGACCUUCACCUGGCACCCUGGGUGUGGAAACAGCUGUGUUCCAUUCCUCUGAGCGGUCAGGACUUGGAGGAGGUGGACCUCCUCACCUACCGCUCGUUGCAGGGUAUCCUUCAUCUGGACAAUAGUGGAAUCACAGAGGAGAACUUUUCAGUGAUGAUCCCUCUGGACUCCUUCACAGUACAUAGUGCCGAUGGAAAGCUGGUGCCAGUGGUGCCGGGAGGGAAUAACAUCCCAUUGACUUUCGCUAACAGAAAUGAUUAUGUGGAACAUGCCCUUCGCUACAGAUUGCAUGAAAUGGACCAGCAGGUGAUGGCAGUACGAGAGGGGAUGUCCUCCAUUAUCCCAGUCCCCCUCCUGUCCCUCCUCACUGCUAAGCAGCUGGAGCAGCUUGUCUGUGGUCUGCCAGAGGUCUCCGUGGAGAUGCUAAAGAAGGUUGUCCGUUACCGUGACAUCACGGACAGCCACCAGCUUAUUGGGUGGUUGUGGCAGAGCCUGGAGGAAUUCACCAAUGAGGAGAGGGUGCUUUUCCUGCGCUUUGUCUCUGGACGUUCUAGGUUACCCUCUAAUCCCGCCGACAUCACCCAGAAAUUUCAGAUCAUCAAAGUGGACAGGCCUGUAAAUGGCCUCCCCACAGCUCAGACCUGCUUCUUCCAGUUGCGGUUGCCACCAUAUACCAGCCAGGCAAUGCUAGCCGAGCGCCUACGUUAUUCCAUCCAUAACUGCCCCUCCAUUGACAUGGAUAACUAUAUGUUAUCACGCAACACAGACGCAGCUGAAGGAUCUGACACAGAGUACUGAGGAGGAAGUAGCUAAACAUGGUUAAUUACUUGAAAAUACAAGUGAUAUCACUGUAUUGUUUUUUUUUUAUUAUUAUUAUGAUUAUGAUUUUUCUAUGGUGCAAUAUAGCUCUGUCUAGAAAGGAAUGAGUGGAGCAGGUGACAGUGCAUUAAAAAGUACACUGUUGUGGAAUUAAAUCUGGUCUUUUAUCCAGUAUUGGCUUCUGACCGAGCCAGAGAAAGUAAAACAAAUUCUUUAUUUACAGAGUGUCUGCAUGGAGUUGUAGAGGUCUAAUUAUACUAUGUUAAUGGAAUGUGGUGUGUCAUUUCAUAUGGUGGGAUAUUAGAGAAAUAAAUGCCUUACUUGGCAACCUUGUGCAAUUAAAUUAAAAAGCAAGAUUGCACAAAUGCAAAAAUACUAGUAUUCCUGACUUUGGCUCACACAUUAAAUAAAUGAAGGUACUAGUGGGAUGUGUGACACUAGUUCCAGGCAGCUUUAUCAUUCUUUCAGGGUAUCUCCUGACACUUUCAGUGCGUCGUCUGUAAUGUGUUUGCUUCUUGUGGUACAAUAGAAGGUGCUAAAGAAGAUGAGAAUAUCCGCCGCCUGUACAUAUAUUGAACAUGUUUUUGCAAGUAAGCAUUUUCACUGAGGACAUUUGUCCAGAAUAUGCUGUAUCUUUGAAUGUAUAUCUUUAAAUGCCCUGCACAUAAAUACUCAAAGCUAUUUUUUAUUUGCCAAAAAUGGUAUUACUGAGUCUUAAAUUCAUAUUAUAAUUUGCUGCAGCUGUGAACAGAGUGUAGUGUAUUUAACAUAUUGUGCUUUUUUACCCUUUUUAAGAUAAUUAAAGGGGUGCUGAGGCAUUUUAACAUGGGCAAAGCUAUAAGCUGUGGUUAUUGAAUUUCUAUGAUUUACUUGUAUCCUGCAGUUGUGUCUGCUUGUUGUCUGUCCAUGAAAAGCUAAUGUUUUGUGGAAGCACGACAUCCUAGAAAAGCCAACAGGCCAGCUUCUGUUCAAAGGCAGCAAUAAUGUUCUACAGUGAUCUACUGUACAGUAUAGCAGUUGGAUAAAACAUAUAGAUUGUUUUUCAGAAGUAAUCUUUAGUGUGUUUUGUACAUUUUUUUUCUUGUUCCAAGAUUGCUGAGGAUGUGCAGGAGCUGGCCGAGGAGCUUGUGCCCUGUAAGCUGUUAAAUUGUGUUGGGAAUAAUCAAUCCAGUAGUUGUAUUGAAAAACAAUAUACUUGUAAUGUUGUCACUUCAUACUUGUAUACUUUAUUGACAAGUGAUUAUAAAAUCCAUUUGGGAGAAAAACUUAUAUGCACAUUAACAAUGUGAAGGGCAACAUUAUAUAAGCAUUAAAGUGAAUGUUUCAACAAACA
Molecule: messenger RNA, 16058 nt
Organism: Brienomyrus brachyistius
Lineage: Eukaryota; Metazoa; Chordata; Actinopteri; Osteoglossiformes; Mormyridae
Product: probable E3 ubiquitin-protein ligase HERC1
Exons: 79
Coding region: 341-14704 (4787 amino acids)
Molecular function (GO): ubiquitin-protein transferase activity; protein binding
Source: RefSeq, a predicted model, not a curated record